UAAAGAGAAGAAUGUUUCUUUCCCAAAAGGAUUUUUUGCAAGCCAAAGGCACAACCCUUAGCAGUGUGAAGCUUGUGUUGAUUUUUGAACUAUUAGCAAAUGCUGCUUGCUCAAAUUCACUCCCGGCCCCUGCUAUCAGCCUGGCUCCGAAGAUGCGAUCCCAGGUGCUGAAGCGCACUGUGGAUAUUCUGUGCCAGUCUCCGCCAGGCCAUACCGGAAGCACGUUCCUGCUGUACAAAGAGCGCCAGCUCAUUGACUCCAGGACCUUCAGUCCUGAGCAAAGCCUGGCCCAGUUCACUCUGAGGGGCAUCACCACGCAGAACCUGACAAUCUACUGCUGCCAGUACCAAUCCCAGCAGUCUGGGGUGCCGAUUUACAGCAUCAUGAGCCAGUACCUCUCCCUCAUGGAGGAAGCUCCCUCUGUCCUCCCGAAGCCCUUGAUGUCUGUGGACCCUCCUGGAGGCUCUGUGUUGGUUGGGCAGACCCUGUCGUUCCGUUGCACCGCGUCCCAAGCCCCACGGCAGCCUGAAGCCUUCCUGCUGCUGAAGGAUGGGAGGGUUUUCUUCCGCCAUGCUGCCCCCGCUGGCUUGGAGGAGUCAUUCACCCUGAAGCCGGUGCAGGGCAAGGAGGGGGGCUUUUACAGCUGUGUGUACCAGGCCCGCCUGCCAUCCCAGGACAUUGUGAACUCCACUGCCAGCGACCCCGUCUACAUCACUGUGUCAGACUCCCUGGCGGCUCCCUCCCUUGUCCGUCUGCCCUCAGCAAUGCAGAGCGCCAGCAGCGUGACCGUCAAGUGUGUGGGGUCGCCCUCCUACCCCGGCGCCCUGUUCAACCUGUACCGCCUGGGAGCCGCCCACCCCCUGAGCUCCCUACGCGCCACCGCCGCCCAGCACGGCGUCCGCUUCAUCCUGCCCGACCCGACCGGGGAGUACCAGUGUCAGUACGCCGUGAACCUGGGCCAGGAGUGGAGGGAGUCCGCCCGCAGUCUGCCCAUCCUCAUCGACCCUCCAGGACACAGUGUUCCCACUGAACCAAGCACCCCUGCUUCCCACAUAGACUGGGCACUGGUUGCCGGCUCAGUAUCUGCUGGAGUCCUCUUUGUUGCCAUCCUGGCCAUACUGGUCUUCCUGCUGCACCGGAAAGUGAAAUUGCACACCGAGAAGAAGAGAAAGAGGGAGGAAGCACUGCUAUGGAAUUCUUUACACAACAUGGAUAACAUCAUUGACUUCUCUUUAAGAGAUCGCUGCACUCCGGCACAGGACGGGGGAGCAGAAGCCAUAGCCCAUGGGGACCAAAUACUGGGGAACCCCCCACAUGGCACCACCAGGCAUAGAACCUCCUCACUUUCAUUCUCGGGGCCCCAGGCCUUCACCACCUUCAAGAGCCCAAUCCCCUGACAAAGGUCCUGCCCAGGACACAAGCAAGCAUGUGGACUGAAUGGACUAGAGACUGCCCUCUUGUGGCUGUCUGCAGCAGCACAGCCGUCACCGCUCUGACUUGUAUCUUCUCCAAUGGGCAACACCUGCCCAGGUCUUAUGUGAGCACGAUUUCAACGGUGUUUAAAACAUGAUGUUCCAUGAGAGUUGUCAUACUCACUGCUCCCGUAAAAACAUGAUCUAAAUACAGAUCUUGCUCCUCUGUACAUGAAACAGAUGGCCUGGCUAGUCUAUGGGUUGCACAAAUGCAAAAGAGACUUUCUCCUGUCCUGGUUCGUACUAGAUUAAAGGAAAUGUCUUUAGUUACUGAAGUUUAGGAUUUCAAUCAUGGAGCUCCUGUCUGACUAGAGGGAGGACCCUAAGAUUACCUUGAAUAGCUUUGGACACAGAUAUCUUGACUUCUUAACUUUGUGCCCAGUUUCCCUGACAGGAAAAUAAAGCACCACCUCUGUCAAAGACUACUCUAGGCGACUCGUUUCAGAUCGGGAUGAACCAGUAUUGUUCUGUUAAGAGCAAACCUGGCUGUCUUCGUCCUUGGAUUGAGACAGCAGGACAGUGUGUGUGCAUCACUUGAAAUAGAUUCAAAAUCUGAAAGCUUUGUCUUAGACCAUGCACUUCUUUGUGCACUAAAAAAAUAAUGUGAAAGAAAUGAACUGAGCCACAGAGGAGCUGUUUUUAAUUCAUAUCAUCUGUGAAACUUGGAAGGUCUUCCUCAAAGUGUGUUUUUUUGCUUGUUUGUAACAGAACUUGUGAAAUAUCUGCUGUAAUGAUUUUGUAAUCAAGCAUUGUUAACCUCAGAAUCUAGAAAAAACAAAAAACAAAAAUGAGGUUGUUUAACCUGUACCAGAUGCACUGUGAUAAAUAUUAUACUUAAUGUUUUCUUCUUUUUAUCAUUUUCUGGUCUGUUCUGUACGUCUGUAAUAGAAAUGUUGUAAUGAAACUAUUUCAUUUCUAAAAAUAGAGUAAAAUGAAUUUAUGUUUAAGAAAGUCUUAAAACAGUGGAAUUAGCACAGUGUAGCUUUUUAACUAGAAAUUGUCAUUUGCAUUAAUUUAUAGUACUUCAAAAAUAAGCAUUUAAAAAAACUGGACACCUAAAUGUGACCUGUGGCAAUAUACUGUAUGUUUUCAAUGGAUUCAUAAUGUUGUUAUAGACUUGUGUAGAAAUCUUUUCAAGACCUUUAUAAAAUGUUGUGUGUACAAUCCA
Messenger RNA from Lepisosteus oculatus (spotted gar), 2640 nucleotides. Its product is annotated as T-cell-interacting, activating receptor on myeloid cells protein 1. The record is from RefSeq and is a predicted model, not a curated record. NCBI's taxonomy places the organism in Eukaryota, Metazoa, Chordata, Actinopteri, Semionotiformes, Lepisosteidae.